Molecule: messenger RNA, 4826 nt
Organism: Trachymyrmex cornetzi
Lineage: Eukaryota; Metazoa; Arthropoda; Insecta; Hymenoptera; Formicidae
Gene: Iml1
Product: GATOR complex protein Iml1
Exons: 24
Coding region: 120-4826 (1568 amino acids)
Biological process (GO): positive regulation of autophagy; cellular response to amino acid starvation; negative regulation of TORC1 signaling
Cellular component (GO): GATOR1 complex; lysosomal membrane
Molecular function (GO): GTPase activator activity
Source: RefSeq, a predicted model, not a curated record
AUGUCUUUGCGAAGUUAAAUUAGCAAAUUCCUCUAUUAAUUAUUACAUUUAUAUUUUAUUAUGUACGAACGGUGCGUUAAUUAAACUUUUAUGCCACAGAUUAGAAUGUCGAAUGAAGUAUGAAGCUUUUUAAAUUGAUAGUGCAUCAGAAGAAUUUCAGUGGAGAGGACUUGAUCAUUAAUCCGAAGGAUUAUCCCGGCAUAAAAACCGGUGAUGUCGUCGAAAUUUAUCAUCCCGAAGAUGAGUUCAGUCGCUUGUUGUUGCAAGUUACCUCCUUCAAGGAAGAUCUCCAGGGACGCGAAACCAUCAGCGUGGAAAAUAAUGUAGCGUCGAUGUUCCAACUGCGAACGUUUGCUGAUGUUUACAUGAAUAUAGUAAAUCCGGAUGAUGUAGCUCUAGAUUCUAUAGAGUUAACUUUUAAAGAUCAGUAUAUGGGACGUAGUGAGAUGUGGCGUUUGAAAAAUAGCUUGGUAAACACUUGCGUAUAUAUCAAUAAGAAGAUAGAGUUUUGUGGUGGUAGUAUACGUUGUCAGGUAUACGAAAUGUGGUCACAGGGUGAUCGUGUUGCUUGCGGCGUUAUAACUGAUGAUACUAAAGUAGUGUUUCGAUCUUCUACAAGUAUGGUGUAUCUGUUUAUUCAAAUGAGUACUGAAAUGUGGGAUUUUGAUAUACACGGAGAUCUUUACUUUGAGAAAGCGGUUAAUGGAUUCUUAGCGGAUUUAUUUCAGAAAUGGAAAAGGAAUGGCAGCAAUCAUGAGGUUACCAUAGUACUGUUCUCAAGAACUUUUUAUAAUGCAACCACUUUGGAGGAAUUUCCAAAUUAUAUGAGAGAGUGUUUGCAACAUGAUUACAGAGGAAGAUUUUAUGAAGAUUUUUAUAGAGUUGCAGUACAAAAUGAAAGGUUUGAAGACUGGAGUAAUAUCUUGGUACAGUUACGUAAACUAUUCACUGAUUAUCAAAAAAUUGUUUUGGAAUAUCACCAAAAACCAGGUAUUAAUAUGCCUAAGGCAGUAAAUUCUACUGCUGCACAGGGCAAUUUUCUGGAAGUGUUAAAUAUGUCUCUGAAUGUUUUUGAGAAACACUACUUGGAUCGCAGUUUUGACAGGACUGGUCAGUUAUCUGUAGUCAUUACACCUGGAGUUGGAGUCUUUGAAGUUGAUAGAGAGCUGACAAAUGUGACAAAGCAAAGAAUCAUUGAUAACGGUGUAGGAAGUGAUUUAGUAUGUGUUGGGGAACAACCACUUCAUGCAGUUCCAUUAUUAAAGUUUCAUAAUAAAGACUCUUCUAUAAAUGCACCAGAUGAUUAUAGCAUGCCUCACUGGAUAAAUCUUAGUUUCUAUUCCACAAAUAAGAAGAUUCCUUAUUCCACAUUUAUACCACGAAUAAAAUUGCCGCAAAAGAUAUCGAAACAUCUGACAGAUAAUGACAAAUUACAUUGCAAAACCAGACUUUUGCAGGAAGAUCCAAGAGAAUGUCUACAUAAUACAUUAUUCGAUUAUGAUGCUUAUGAUGCACAAGUGUUUCAAUUACCCACAGUUCAUACUUCAAGUGUACAAAGAUUAAAUACAAGAAGGAAAAAGACAAGCGUAGUGUGUCUUGAAACUCAUAAUAAUGGCUAUUUAUUAAAGCUCUUAAAACGUAAAAUGUCGGAUCCUGAUAUACAUCAUCCACCACCUGAAACACAUUCACCGCCAAUUCUUGCAUUACGUAGUGCUGCGAUAACGAUACCACAUAAAACUGAUGACGGUAAUAUCGAAUCUAAUGAGGAUAGAACUGAUGUAUCCAAAACAUCAGUUAAAAGCGAUUUAACUGACUCUGAAAUAUCUCCACCUUUUAGACCUGUUGUUGGUAGUGCUGGUAGCCCGACAAACUCAAUUUCUCAGCCAACGAAUAUACUUAGGCCUGGUAGAGCAUUAAUCAAUCCUUUUGAUCCAUCACAUGUUACCAUUAAACUUACCAGCAACAGACGACGGUGGACUCAUAUAUUUCCGAAAGGGCCUACAGGAGUUCUAAUACAGCAACAUCAUUACCAAGCUGUUCCAAUGCAGUCACAUUUGGAGUUACAAAGUGAGGCUAUAUCAUCGACCAUGAGUGGAUCUCCGAUGGAAGUUGGGGCGAAUAAUUCACAUCAGAUUUUAAGAUCAGCAUCUCAAACAGGAUUUCAAGAUUACACGAAAGGAAAGUCAUCGCAACCUAAUCCCCCUACAGUUGCUAAUGGAGAUAAAGUUGCGAAUCCUUCAGCUAUGGCAAAUAAAAGUCUUACUCUCCUGUGGGGUGCUACUGGUGAGCAGGAAUGGACGCCUGCUCUAACAACAGCAAUCAUAGGAGUCGACUGGAAAUCUUUGACAAUUCCCGCGUGCCUGCCCAUCACUACUGAUUACUUCCCAGAUAAACGGAGUUUACAAAACGAUUACGUUGUGUCGGACUACAAUCUUCUUCCAGAUGAUGUUAACGCUGAUUUUGCUCAACAACGAGCAAUAUACAAGAAACCGCUUACAACUGUCGAAGUAUUUAAAGAGCUGGUCUCACAGCGUUUGGCCCAAGGUUUCCAGUUAAUUAUUUUACCACCACUUAACAAGAAUCAAAGUAACGCCGCUGGUAGCAAUACCGUUCCAACGAUUAGUACAGUAAUGCGUGGCAGACAGACUGAAUCUGAACCUAAAGAGGAAUAUCUACUUAGCAUUGGAAGAAUUUUUCAUAAAAUAUCACUAUUCGAUAAUUCUAUAACAGUUACAAGAUACCGUCCACGGCACCCUUAUCCACCCUUUAAUAUUCACUAUCAAUAUCGAUUUCAUGCUCCGCAUCAUGAUACGUAUGAAGUCUCGCGAGUGUCUUUUACCACAGAAAAACUUGAGACCUAUAACUGGAAUUAUCUGGACCAUUAUAUUUGCACACGAGGUCAUACUGAUUUUGCUUUAGUGGAAGAUCUUAAAUAUGCUUUCUUUCAGGCUCUCAAAUAUUGGAGGUUUCGAGUAUUUCUAUUACCAUAUAAUAAUCCUGCGACUCGUAAAAUUUUAGAAGGUUUUCCAAGAUGCGAUAUAUACACUACACUUAGUAAUGCUGAACAAGCAUCAUUGAUGGACGGUUUUUUGCGCUUUAUCGAGGGCUGGCUGAACAAGAUACGGCGACCGAAUCCCAAUAAAAACUGGCAUGAUAUGUUUCAGAGCCCCACAGCUCUAGGUGGUGUCCCUCCAAGAGAUCCUGCCUCUCAUUUGACCAGACGCAGGCACAGCACGAGCCUGAUAUUCCUCACUAACCAGGAGAGGCAUGUAGUGAAUACCGCUGCGGCUGCCCGCACGUGCCUCGACACUCCUCGCCACGUGCCAAACAGAUCUGGUUCCAAAGUAAUGGACAGAGGACGUGUAUCACCUGCCAGUGAAGCUGUUUUGCCGUUGUCGCUCGAGCAACAGCAGCAGGAUCAUUUUGAUGCUAAUGACGACAGUGCAAACCAGGAGCUAACCAAGAUCAAAAAUAAUGCGACAAACGUGGAAAUUUUGGAAGCCAUGAAACAUCCUCAGACUGGUGUUGGUUUCUUAACGCAACAUCCCUCGCUUCCUAGCCAAACAUUUGUUAGCGCUGAUGCAAUCCAAUGGUUAAAUAACCAUGUAGAAGGAGGCAUGGAAAUCGAACAUGGUAUUAAUAUUAUGAAGGGAAUGAUUCAAGACAAAUUGAUAUGUCAUGCAUCCGGUGACUUCUCACAACCCUUUGUCCUCGGAUUUUAUUUGUAUCACAUCGUGCAGGAUAAAGAAAAUCAAAAAGCCGCAGACUAUUCCGCUCCGCUCGGGAAUUUGCAAAGUUUUGAGAAUGAAUGGGUAGAAAUAGAGAUGAGACCAUCGAAAGGAUGGUGUGAACCAACAUCUUCAACAACAAUGUCCACGGUAUCCACAAUUCCUAGUUGCGACACUAUUGACGAAUCUAGUGUUCCAUCUUUUCUGAGAGAUGAUAUCGAUUUAACUGAAUCAAUGGAUGAUAGAAAUUGGACAGUGCCAUUGUAUAAACACACUCAUUUGGAUAUUGAUAUCAAUAAUAAAAGUGACAGGAUCGAGUGGGGUCAUUUAAGAUAUCAAUCUAUUUAUAAAGUAGAUAAUUCUUACGAACUCGUAGUACAAUGGGUAGCAUCAUCAGGCAGUAUAGUGGCUGAUCUGAUAUUCGUUUGGCAACGCAAAGCUCAAAUGUGCGGGAUACAAAUGGUACCAAUUCCCAGCGAUUUGUUGGCACUACCAUAUACUUUGAAGAGCGAUCCUCUCAGAGGACCUAUUUUUAUACCACUUGAUACGGAAUGCUUAAUGACAAAUAAGCGGCACCUCUUUGAAGAAUUCCGAGAAGAUACCUAUGCGCAAAGGCUAUUUUUGUUCCAAGAAGCAAUUCUGCAGAGAUUUGGUUUCAUGUCGUGCUUAGUCGAAAAUACCGAAAAUGAUCGUCAGUACGUUCACAUCACUGGUAAUGCAUUUAUAUUAGUGCCAUCCAGCACGAAUAUUCGGCCGCGUCCACGAACUGCUACCAAUGUCGUGCGGCGAAAUACAGGACAGAAAAGAUAUCCGGUUCAUCCGGAUCAAUCUAGUCCGCACGAAGCGUACAUUACCAGACAUGUUGGCGGAAAAAAGGAUGACCAUAGCACAGAUAGGAAAAUGGGCUUUUUAUGGUCUUGGAAUCAUAUGGUCAGCCGUAAGUGGAAGUCGUUAUCUCUUUCGGCGGGCGAUGAAUUUUUCCAAAAGAAAAUCAUACAAGAUUUUCGACACUUUUGUUCCAAUGGAGACAAUAGACUUAAAGAAUUUUGGGAAUCUUGUUGGGAGUUAAAAGAAAAAACUUGUACAAAAGCAAAGUAG